CCCCCGACAACUGUCUCCAGCGCAGGGACUCCCAGCUCUGUUUUUUCCCUGCCCCCUGCACUCCCCGAGCUCUCCGAAAUUGCUCUUCUUCCCGGUGGCUGUAACUGACUGCCCCUACAGCCGAGGAGAUGGCAGAAAAGCAGGAGGAACCCAGCAACACCCAGAAUGGUGAACCCGACAACGCAGAGGAGGGCGAGGGGAAAACGAAGAAGAAGGUGAAGAGGGAAGACCUGCCUCCGUUUGAAAUCGUGACAGGGGAACGCCUCCCAGCCAUAUUUUUCAAGUUCCAGUUCAGGAACGUGGAAUACAGCUCAGGCAGGAACAAAACCUUCCUGUGUUACGUUGUAGAGACCCAAGGCAAAGAGUCGACGACUUCCCGGGGUUACCUGGAAGAUGAGCACACAGCCUCCCAUGCAGAAAUCGCUUUCUUUAACACCAUUUUGCCAAAGUGUGAAUCGAGCCUCCGCUACAACAUCACCUGGUACGUCUCCUCCAGCCCCUGCGUGGCCUGCGCCGACCGGAUCAGCGAGACCCUGAGGAAGAACAAGAACCUGCGCCUGACCAUCAUGGUGGGACGCCUCUUCAUGUGGGAGGAGCCAGACAUGCAGGCUGCCCUGAAAAAAAUGAAGUCUGCUGGCUGCAAGCUGAGGAUCAUGAAGCCUCAAGACUUUGAGUACGUCUGGCAGAACUUUGUGGAACAGGAAGAAGGAGAGGAAGCAAAGGCUUUCGUGCCAUGGGAGGACAUUCAAGAGAACUUCCAGUACUACGAGGAGAAGUUGGCUGAGAUUCUGCAGUGAAGCUCACGCCCAUCUCAGGAAAGAUCCACACAGAGACACAACUGACUUGGACACUGGGACACCCCUGCCUCCCAGAGCUUUGAAUCCAGCAGAUGCAGUGCCAGCUUCUGGAA
Molecule: messenger RNA, 910 nt
Organism: Centrocercus urophasianus (Greater sage-grouse)
Lineage: Eukaryota; Metazoa; Chordata; Aves; Galliformes; Phasianidae
Gene: APOBEC2
Product: apolipoprotein B mRNA editing enzyme catalytic subunit 2
Exons: 3
Coding region: 129-797 (222 amino acids)
Biological process (GO): cytidine to uridine editing
Cellular component (GO): cytoplasm; nucleus
Molecular function (GO): RNA binding; cytidine deaminase activity
Source: RefSeq, a predicted model, not a curated record